Molecule: messenger RNA, 1425 nt
Organism: Anthostomella pinea
Lineage: Eukaryota; Fungi; Ascomycota; Sordariomycetes; Xylariales; Xylariaceae
Source: the annotation of a GenBank genome assembly
AUGCCCGGAAUGACUUACACGAAAGCCCUCGUGGGCUUCGCAGCUUUCGCUGUCCAGGUGAACGCCUUUUGGAAGAUGCCCUGCUCCUCGCCCGUCGUGGUUGAGCGCGCAGACCCCAUCAUCGAUCCCGGUGCUAUUUCCGGACACGUGCAUACCAUCCUGGGUUCCAAUGCCUUCAACUUCACCAUGGACUACGCCUCCACGCAGACGGCGACCUGUUCGACCUGCAAGGCGUUCGAGGACCUGUCAAGCUACUGGGUUCCCACCCUGUACUACCACGCUGAGAACGGCAGCUUCAUCCCCGUCCAGCAAUCCGGAGGUGCCCUGGUUUACUACCUCCAGAGAACCGAUCCAAAAGACCCAAAGCUCGAAGAAGGCCUCCUCGCCUUCCCGAAAGACUUCCGCAUGAUCGCCGGCGACAUGACCCGCCGCAACACCAGCGAGGCGGACGCGCCGAACGGUGAAGCCGCCGCGUCCUUCGUCUGCCUGGGCCUCGACGGGCCCAAGACACCAGAGCUGCCCAAGCAGAACUGCCCCGGUGGCCUGCGAGCCCAGAUCAACUUCCCGUCCUGCUGGAACGGCGUCGACAAGGACUCGCCCGACCACAAGAGCCACGUGGCGUACCCGAGUAGGCUCGACACCGGCUACUGCCCGGACUCGCACCCGCACCGGUUCAUUACCCUCUUCUACGAGGUCAUAUGGAGCGUAGACCCGUUCAAGGACAUGUGGUAUGGCGACGGGCAGCCCUUCGUCUUCUCCUAUGGCGACCCCACCGGCACCGGCUACCACGGCGACUUCGUCAACGGCUGGGACGUCGACGUCCUGCAGACCGCCAUCAACACAUGCAACUCCGCCAGCGGCGUCGUAGAGGAGUGCGGCGCCUUCACGUUCCGCAAGGACGACGACAUGAAAGCCUGCAAGGCGCUCUCGCGCGUCGACGAGCCCAUAACAGGCGUACUAGCCGCCCUCCCUGGCUGCAACCCGGUACAAACCGGCCCAGAAACAGCCCAGUUCGACAGCUCCUGCACCAACGUCGUAAAAGAGAUCGGCGACCCGAUCAUGCCCUACACGGACAUGACGAAGCAGGGCUGGAAGUACGUGGCCUGCGCCAAGGACCCGCAGGGGCAGAGCCGCACGCUGGACGGCGCCACGUCGGCCGACACGAAGGACAUGACGGUCGACAAGUGCAUCAAACUAUGCGGCGACGCCGGCUUCACGUACGCCGGGCUGGAGUACUACACGCAGUGCUUCUGCGGAGACACGCUCGACGCGAGCAGGAUGCCGACGAACGGCACCAUGGGCGACUGCAGCUACCCCUGUUCGGGCGAUCCGACACAGCUGUGUGGUGGCGGCGCGCAGGUCGCCGUGUACACGAAGUGCGCUGGUGGCGAUUGCACGAAUGCGGAUGUUCCGGACUUGUUCUGA